Molecule: messenger RNA, 4582 nt
Organism: Oreochromis niloticus (Nile tilapia)
Lineage: Eukaryota; Metazoa; Chordata; Actinopteri; Cichliformes; Cichlidae
Gene: pgap4
Product: post-GPI attachment to proteins GalNAc transferase 4
Exons: 2
Coding region: 457-1647 (396 amino acids)
Biological process (GO): GPI anchor biosynthetic process
Cellular component (GO): Golgi membrane
Molecular function (GO): glycosyltransferase activity
Source: RefSeq, a predicted model, not a curated record
ACACUACAAAUUUAUUCAGUCAUUUGAAGACCGCUCACAAAGUGACAUACGAUCAAACAAUGAAGGAACAUAGAGAAAAACUCUUGACAACACCUGCUUCAUCCUCACAGACCUCCAUUCACGCUACCCUGUACAACGCGACUAAAUAUCCCACCAGCUCCCAGAGACACAAGGAGAUAACAAACGCGACAUCAGUGGAGAAACAGACAACAAGGACUGAACUGAAACUCUUACCACUGUUGACAAGAAGAAGAGGCAAUAGCUGACUCAUUUUCCACAAGGCUAUCAGGUCACAGCCAUUCAUUCCGCCACAGUCAUUAGGUUUCACUGCUGUGGUAAUUGCUAGGGGACUUCUAUAUCAUAUUGGGACACUGUAAAUGUUGACCUAAAUCUUCCAAGGCAGAUUCUUUUUGACUUUUUUUUGUCAUCACAUGAUUUUACUUGCCAAAUUCCCCAAUGCCUCGAUGGAAAGUGUUCUUGAGCCAGUACCUGCGAUGGUCCAGCACAGUCACUCAAGCCCUCGCCCUGUCCAUCAUCACAUUUUGUGUCAUAUUUCCUUUGUGCUGCCAUCGUCUGCUGUACUCUUACUACUUCAUUAAGUCCAUGUACCUCGAUUCUAUGAGUGAAGUGGUGCUGCGGGAAAGCCUAGAUCGAGGUCAGGAGGCUCUGCGCUUCUGGCAGAGCUCUUCAACUACAGCAUCGUCCAGAUUCAACAACUUCACUCAACAUCCUGAACUGCUGGUCACUGUGGUAACAGCCAGGCGGAAUGAGGCACGGGACUACCACUACCUGCUCCAGGUAAUGCUGCAGCUGAGUAACAUUGUGGGAAGCUGUGGGGAGCAGGAGUGCGCGGAGGUGCUGGUCUGUGAUGUGGAGAGUGGCCCACAGGAAAACCAGGAUGCCAAGCUGCUGGAGAGCCACUUCAGGGUAGUCCGGCGUUUACCUCAGGAGCAGCAGAGCAUACGGGAGCGAAUUAAUACCUUUGAAAAGGAGAAGAGGGAUUAUGUCUUUUGUCUCCGCAGGGGCUGGGAGCUGGUGAAGCCUAAAAAUAUGGUCGUUCUAGAAGAUGAUGCUUUGCCAAGAAAUGAUUUUUUCAUUGUUAUAAAGGACUUGUUGUCACGUAGGUUUGCUCUUCACACUCUUUACAUCAAGCUAUAUCAUCCUGAAAGGCUACAACGCUACUGGAACCCUGAGCCAUACCGCAUUCUGGAGUGGGUGGGGCUCGGAUUGGUUGGCGCAACGGCCCUCCUCCUCAGCUUCCCUUACUGGAACCCAUGUUCUUUCUCGUUCACCCUGUCAGCUACCCAUCUCCUCUUUUUCACUCUAUACUUUAUGACCGCUGCAGAGCUGCUGGGGCGGCAUUACCUUCUAGAAGUCCGGAGAAUUUCCCCACAGCUGUAUGCCAUCUCACCAGCUACUGAGUGCUGCACCCCAGCCAUGCUGUUCCCUGGCGAUGCCUCAUUCAGGGUGGCUGAGUAUCUCGACAGUUCAUUCUGCUACAAAGGGCAUGCCAAAGACAUUGUUCUGUAUCAAAUGGCCAGGAAAGUCCCUGGGCAGAGGUCUCACAGUGUAGAACCCAACCUCAUCACUCACAUUGGGGCUUAUUCCUCAGUCAGAGCUAACCCAUCCAGGCCCAAGCUCCUCUAACAGAACCAGAAGAAGAACUUCUGACUGCAAGGUUCACUUUAAUCAGGUUUCUCCUUACUGGGUUUUGCUUUUUUACCAUCUUCUAGACUCUUUAGAAAUCUUAACAAAUUACUCAGCGAAUGUUGGUUUGGUGAUUUGCAUUGAAAACUAUCAAGGGAUCAAGAUCGAUAUGUUAGUAGAUGUCUAAAUUCCAGCUUGUAGACGCACAUGUGUUUUUAGUUAUCCAUCUCUCUGAUAUCCAUUUAUUUUAAUCAACCGUGCAUAAGUUGUGUAAAGGGUGGUGGUGGUUUUUCAGAGCAACUUCAGAAGAGGUUGAAACCACACAAACUAAUGCUUUUACAGGAAAAUAGCAUGUCUUAAAUUAUUUUAUAUAUAAAUGUUAGAUGGCAGAAAAUGUUACUUUUGACCCAUACCUUGAAAACUUUUUUAUUGCCAAAUCAUCUAACCCACUCUCACUGAGCUGUGUGCGACCAUCCUGGAAAAAAAUGUCAAUGGUUCUCUUCUUUGUUUACCUUUUUAAAAAAGAAGCCAGAUGCUCCCAGAAUGCCUCAUUGUUUUUCCUUUUCCUUUGUCUGUCCUUUGACUGUUAAAGAAUUUAUUCGGUUUUUAUAUACCAUAAUCACAGUAAAAUAAAGUUUGACAAUGUAACUUCUUAGAGUAAGGAGAGAACAAUUCAUCAGACUAUGCCUGAAGUUUCUAAAAUGUACUUACCUUGGAACUGGUGUGUGAGAGUUAUAGCUGAUUUAGCUGCCUGUCGUAUUUACAUUAAUCUUUUGCAAAUAUGAAAGUAAGUAGAGCCAUUGGCUGUUGUACCCUUACAUUGAAAAGGGUUUUGACAUUGUUAAAAGCUUAACAUAUCCACGUAUUUUGCCACCUGGGAUUUUGCUCCAAAAUGGCACAGGCAUAAGAAAUCAACUCUAAUUGCUGUUUGCUGCAGAUUUUCUUGUGAGUUCUCUCUCACUCGCUUUCUUUCUCUAGUUAUGCCUGUGUGUGUAUUUGCAUGUGGUGAUGAAACAUGAGCCCUGGCUCAUGAAAGACUAAUGUCUGAGGACGCCAUUCCUGGUUUGGGUGUGGAUUUCUUUGUUUUAAUUUAACAGGUUUUGUGAUCACACCAACGUCUAGUCUUGCCCUGCAGUAGCGUACAGUAUAACAACAGAACACUGUAAGUGUUGUAAUCACAGGUUAGACUACAUACUGAAAAUACCUUCACACAUUAUGUAACAGAAUGUACACUCUGACUGUUAUCUUAAAAUGAACAGUCUAAAAUUUUGGUUUCAGCUCCGUUCUGCCCUUUUCUUAGUUACUGCUAUUAAACUUUUGCAUGUGACUCCUAUAAAGUUUACACUGAUAAGAGCACAUUUAUCAUUGAAGUGCACAGCACUUGUUGACACACUGCCCAUGAGUUCAUACAGUAGACAGAAACACCUUCUGUUGUAAUCUAAUGCCAGCAGUCUCAUGUACAUUGAGCUGGUUGAGCAAACACUCCUUCCUGCUGAUUCCGAAACAAAAACUGCCUGCUCUUCCUAAAAACUCUGAACUAACCACUGCCACUUAGCUGUCCUGCUGUUAUCACAGAUGAAAACACUGGGAAGCUCCAGUUUACUGAAGUGAUUUAAUCAAGUGUCAGACUGUUUAUCUAACAUAAGCAUCUCAGUACUCAUUUUGUCUUACUGAAUGUACCUUUACUGGUGCCAAAUUUCCCUCUAAAUUAAUUUUUAAACAAUGAUAUGAAUUUAAAACCAAUGGCAAAUGAAUUCUGUAAUCUGCUACUGGUGGCUCUGAAAGUAUAAGAAGUUAAACUCCUGAAGCUCAAAGUGGCUUUUGUCCUAAAGCUCCAAAUGAGAACAGAAAAAACAAAACAAAAACAACGGCUCUAAAGGCAAACUUUAAAAAGUUAUUUAGUUAAAUAAUUAGAAACAUUUUUUUCAGCGUUCUGUCAUGUUUUAAAAAACCACCAAAGUCUGAAAACAGAAAGAAACGGCUAACAGAGCUUCAUAUGAAGGUGGCAAAGUCCAGCAGCUCACAAAGUUUACUCAUUAACAGGCCAUAUCUCAUUUUUUGAUUCCCAACAUAAAGAAGGGUAAACGUGGUAUGUUGUAGUUUUAUAGCUUGUUAUAUCUGUUUCUCAGCUACAAGUACAGGUGCUUUGGUGUUUGUACAGAAACCCUUUGACUUUUCUGCCUAUGAAUGCACCAUGUACACUUCGCAUACAUCACAAAUUUGCCUUAUUUUAAUCCUUUUUUUUUUUUUUUUUUUUUUACAUUUUUCUAAAUUUGAGUGAAUGUUAGCAAUUCAUUAAGGACUGAAAUAUAUGAAAGCACAAAAUGUCUUAUUUAUAUUAUUUUGUGUUGACAGGACAUAAUUUAUUUGUUAAAGGGCAAAGUAUUAACUGACAAACCGGAUUUAUCUACAGGCGUUAUAUUUCAUUUGUGACUGGUUUGAGUGAAUGCCAUUAGGUAUGAUUACUGGUCUGAUUUUUUUUUUUCUUUACCUAUAAAGAACACUUUCAAAAUUAAUACACACCACGCACAAUUAGAACAUAAAUUAAAAUAUGACAGAAUAUCAGUUUUGAAUUUAAAAAUCAUUUAAAAAAAUCAAAUCAUUGAUUUGGAAAAUUAUAAUUUAUAUUUUGUUUAAAAGAAGAUAGAUGUUCACUUUAGCUAUGGCUAUGCAAGAGAAGUUAUGAGAACUGACUGCUUUGGUUUUUAUUUGAGGUUUUCUUUCUCAUAUAUAGAUUUGAUUUAUUUUCUAAAUCAUCAAUAUUGAUGUGAUUGUUCACUGUCAUAAAUAUUGAAUGACCUGAACUGAGCGAUACAUUUAACUGCUUCUACUGUUUGUUUUUUGUUUUCAAGCACAAUUUUUCACAUGUCAUGUUUUCAAUUUGAUUCUUUUACUGAUUUUACAAUUAAUACAAUAAAUCUAGAGUUUUGAGUUA